Molecule: messenger RNA, 2053 nt
Organism: Eutrema salsugineum
Lineage: Eukaryota; Viridiplantae; Streptophyta; Magnoliopsida; Brassicales; Brassicaceae
Product: ankyrin repeat-containing protein ITN1
Exons: 4
Coding region: 147-1916 (589 amino acids)
Cellular component (GO): plasma membrane
Molecular function (GO): protein phosphatase 1 binding; protein phosphatase regulator activity
Source: RefSeq, a predicted model, not a curated record
GGAGAUGAGUCUACCUUCCUCUCACUUUCCCAUUUCAUUCUCUCUCUCCUUCCCCAAUUACAUCUCAUCACAACCCCCAGCAACAUCUCUCUCUCCCUUCUCUUCUCUUUCUCUCUUCUCUGUUAUAGCUUCGAGCUUCUUCACUCAUGGCCAACUCAUCCUGUGCAGAUGGUGAAAGAGAUAUGGAGAAAAGUGGAAUGAUUCUACAGUCGAGUGAGAAUCAAAAUCCUAUGUCAGAUCCUUCACCAACACCUUCACCGUCUGCAACAGCCACUGCACCAGCUUUGGUUUUGUCUAAUUCAGGCAAGAAGAUGGACCAAGCCGGGAAGAAAAAGUAUGUGAAGCAAGUCACGGGUCGCCACAACGACACUGAGCUGCACUUGGCGGCUCAGCGAGGUGAUUUAGCAGCUGUGCAGCAGAUUCUCAAGGAUAUUAACUCUCAGAUGGAAGGAACUCUGAGUGGGGAAGAAUUUGAUACUGAAGUUGCAGAGAUCCGAGCAUCGAUUGUGAACGAGGUGAAUGAGUUAGGGGAGACUGCGCUCUUCACUGCUGCAGAUAAAGGCCAUCUCGAUGUCGUCAAAGAGCUCUUGAAGUAUUCUUGUAGAGAGAGCAUUGCUAAGAAGAACCGUUCUGGAUAUGAUCCGCUUCAUAUUGCUGCCAUACAAGGUCACCAUGCUAUCGUUGAGGUCUUGCUAGAUCAUGAUUCGACGCUUAGCCAUACAUUUGGGCCAUCGAAUGCAACUCCGCUGGUCUCUGCAGCUAUGAGAGGCCAUACAGAAGUUGUGAACCAGCUCUUAUCCAAAGCUGGGAAUUUGCUAGAAAUUUCUCGGUCUAACCAUAAAAAUGCGUUGCAUUUAGCUGCAAGGCAAGGGCAUGUGGAUGUCAUUAAAGCUCUGCUCGUCAAGGAUCCUCAGCUAGCAAGACGGAUUGACAAGAAAGGACAAACUGCGCUUCACAUGGCAGUAAAAGGGCAGAGUUCCGAAGUGGUCAAACUGCUGCUUGAUGCAGAUCCUGCCAUUGUUAUGCUACCGGACAAGUCUUGUAACACAGCGUUACAUGUUGCCACCAGGAAAAAACGAGCAGAGAUUGUAGAACUAUUGUUGUCACUGCCUGAUACCAACGCCAAUGCUCUAACCCGGGAACACAAGACAGCACUUGACAUUGCAGAGGGGCUUCCACUCUCAGAAGAAUCUUCAUACAUAAAAGAGUGUCUUGCUCGUCGUGGAGCUCUUAGGGCGAAUGAGCUGAACCAGCCGAGAGACGAGCUGAGAAGCACUGUCACCCAAAUCAAGAACGAUGUUCAUAUCCAACUGGAACAGACGAAAAGGACGAACAAAAACGUGCACAACAUUUCCAAAGAACUCAGAAAACUACACAGAGAAGGGAUCAAUAAUGCAACCAAUUCAGUAACUGUUGUAGCUGUAUUGUUUGCAACCGUAGCUUUUGCUGCUAUAUUCACAGUGCCGGGAGGAGACAACAACGACGGAUCAGCAGUGGUGGUGGGCCGAGCAUCGUUCAAGAUCUUCUUCAUCUUCAACGCAAUCGCAUUGUUUACUUCUCUGGCUGUGGUGGUGGUCCAGAUCACACUGGUGAGAGGAGAGACGAAAGCUGAGAAGAGAGUAGUGGAAGUGAUCAACAAACUGAUGUGGUUGGCAUCUAUGUGUACAUCGGUGGCGUUUCUUGCAUCGUCAUACAUAGUGGUUGGGCGUAAGAACGAGUGGGCAGCUGAGCUGGUGACAGUAGUUGGGGGUGUGAUAAUGGCUGGUGUUCUUGGGACCAUGACUUAUUAUGUGGUGAAGUCAAAGAGGACAAGGUCGAUGAGGAAGAGGGUUAAGAGUGCGCGCAGGAGCGGUUCCAACUCGUGGCAUCAUUCAGAUUUCUCAAACUCAGAAGUCGAUCCCAUUUUCGCAAUAUAAGAUGCAUUAUAAAUAUAUCAUGUACAUAUAUUGUAUUGGUGAAAAGAGCUAGACUAGACGAUUUUGUGUAUAAAGCCUGACCAUCAAAAGGCAAACACAAUUGUCAUAACUAUUAAGUGUAAACACUGCUCAACUCA